CAUUGUAUUUCUUCUCAUUGUUGUUGUCAAAGAUGGUAAAUCAAACCCCAACAAAGAUUUCACCAUCACCGGAAGCAAAGUGAACAAGGUAUUCAAUAGCUUUGGUGCUAUUUCUGCAAUCAUUGUUACAAACACCAGUGGCAUGCUUCCUGAAAUACAGUCAACUCUACGUAAGCCAGCGGUAAAGAACAUGAGAAAAGCCUUGUACUCACAAUUUACAGUGGGAAUCUUGUUCUACUAUGGUGUUACUAUAAUUGGAUAUUAGGCUUAUGGAUCAAUGGUAUCUUCAUAUCUUCCUGAAAACUUAAGUGGACCAAGAUGGAUCAAUGUCAUUGUUAAUGUCAUCGUUUUUCUACAAUCCAUAGUUUCUCAACAUAUGUUUGUGGCACCGAUUCACAAGGCUUUGGACACUAGAUUUCUGGAAAUCGACAAGGGUAUGCAUUUGGGAAAGAAUUUUAAACGUUUAUUUCUACUACGCGUCUGCUUCUAUACCGGAAACACAUUCUUCGCAGCUGCAUUUCCUUUUAUGGGUGACUUUGUAAAUUUGCUUGGAUCAUUUUCACUUGUUCCCCUCACUUUCAUGUUCCCAAGCAUGCUCUUUCUUAAGAUAAAGGGAAAGGGAGCUAGAAUUGAGAAGAAGGCAUGGCAUUGGAUCAACAUUAUAUUUUCAUUUCUACUUACAAUAGCAACAACUAUUUCAGCUCUUCGGUUCAUCAUCAACAAUAUCCUCAUUUCUACAUACAAUAGCAACAACUAUUUCAGCUCUUCGGUUCAUAUCAACAAUAUCCAAAAGUAUCAGUUCUUUGCGGAUGCAUGA
Molecule: messenger RNA, 817 nt
Organism: Vicia villosa (hairy vetch)
Lineage: Eukaryota; Viridiplantae; Streptophyta; Magnoliopsida; Fabales; Fabaceae
Product: proline transporter 1-like
Exons: 3
Coding region: 278-817 (179 amino acids)
Cellular component (GO): plasma membrane
Source: RefSeq, a predicted model, not a curated record